AUGAAUCCUCGCCGCAAAGAACGAAAGGAGUCCCUGGGACCCUACGAUCGAGAGCAGCCUCAGCAACGUUACGCCUUCCCGACCCAAUCCAGCCAACCUUAUCCGAAUCAUACCACAAAUGCCAACAUGACUGGAAGUAGUCCCCACUCCGCCAACUUUCCUCGCGCCACCUCUCCGUCUGGGUUCACGGGACUAUUCACCAAGCCAGCGAAAUGGUUCUCCAGGUCUCGCGAACCUCAUAUCUCUACCUCGAGCAACAAUACCGAGCCGCGGUCGAGCACGAGCUCUGUUCAGCCCCAGAGAAGACCCCUUAUCUCGCAACCGACAGAUCCUCGGCCCCUUUUGCCUUCGCUACAGAGCGAGCCAUACAUGCAGUCCCCCCGCGUAGGAAGCAGAUCAGUUUUAGAUCUCUCUCUGGCGAGAACCCAUACGGCUAUAGACCAACAUCACCCGUACCCUUCACCAUCAUCUGGCUCUCCCAACCGAGUCAAGGGUAGUGCAGGUCUUGGAGAUCUCCGUUCUCUUUCUCUCAAACCGUGGUCUAGGUCUGCAGACGAGCUUGGGACGUUUGGAAGUGUGUCCGCGCCAACUUCUCCUGCCUCACCCGAAUUUCAAGAUAGAGUCGACCGAUAUCGUGGAACGCCCGUAUCUCCUCCCCGCAAGAACUCCGCACCUAAUAUCUCCUUGACGUCGACUCCGCUCUCGACUUCUCCCCCGUCGUCGUCCCCGGGUUCACUAAGUCCAUUGGCUAACGCAUCGUCACAGCAUAGCCCUACUUCACUUCCAACUGGCGCUCCCCAAGUUCACGCUCGUUCGCACUCUUUCACGCCCAAGCUUCCCUCCAAACUCGCGCCUGUGAAAGGAAACUCACCCAUUCCCAUGCGGAAACAACUGAGCGGCUCUUCCGAGAAAGAGGGCGAUGCUAAGGAGAGGGAGAGGAACCCUAUGUUCGCAGGCCGUGGCGCUUUUCCGUUCACCUUCGGUACUGGAGGCGGUCGGUCACCUGGGGAGUCGACAUUACUUCCUCCACCUACUAUCGUCGAGCCAGGAGAUAGCAGCGAGAUGAACGAGAAGCGCUCGUCCCAGAUCACGUACCAAUCUGGCUUCGUCAACCGCUUCCCGGACUUCUCGCCACCUGCGCCACAUCUCAGUACGUACGCCUUUGCGCCACAGAGCUUGGCGAAGGGUUGGAAACCGUUCAAAUUGGUGUUGAGGGGGACGAAGCUGCAUUUCUAUAAGCCUCCGAGUGAUAGGACAACUGCGGUGAAAGAGCUGUUCCCGACGGAAAUUAUCAUGGUGGAGGAGGAGGCUGAGGGGACUGAGGAUGUGUCGGCGACGGCCAGUCUGCUCGAGACCGAGAAGAAGUCGGAUAGUGGGAGGUCGGUUUCCGGAUCUGGGUCAGGGAGACGGAAAAGGGCGUUCUGGGGCAGGCGGAGGCACCCGGACUUGGUGGUGAAUGCUGAGAAUGAGGUUCAGAAGGGUUCUUUGGAGGCGCUCGUCCACGAAGCCGUGUUCGGAACCUUGUUCAGGCCGCAGGAGGGCUCGACAAUAGGAGAGCGAAGGGCGGAUUGGCAGGCAUUCGCUUCCAUGAUUCUGUUCGGGAUGCCGGAGCUCGUCGGUUCCGUAAAGUUCGAGCUGGAGCUGAUCCGGUGUUGUACGUUCUUUAUAAACGGGUCGGAUGAGGCAACGAGGGAGGAGGAAAGGGAGAACGUGAUAUGGCUCGCGGGAGAAUACCUCAGGUUUCACGGCAAUCCAGCAGAACCGUCAGCUUGGGAGGAUUUCCGAAAGGACACGAUACCGACAUUUUCGAUGGCACAGUCUCAAUCCGAAUCACCUACGCUUACGGCCUCCUCUUCGACGUUUGCUAUGUUCGCUCGGUCGCCAGCAGUCGGUAUGCAGGACUCCUCGUCGCCCAAUGCCCUGUCGCCCAAUGUCAAUACGUUCUCGCCGAGGCCGGGCGAUGCUGUCAACACGGUCUCACUGACGGAGGCUCUAAUAACCACUCAACCUUAUCGGCCAGCACUGAUAUCGUCACCUACCCAGAGCUCCCUGGAUUACCGACCCCGACCAUCUACCUCGACGAACCUUACGACCUUAACAAACAAGGAGCUAGUGUGGAACGUGCUCGAGCGAGAAGGCUUCACGAAGGACGUCCUCAUCCGGCUUCACCCAGCGCUCAUCUCGAACAGUCUGCUCAUCUUCAACCGUAGCCUGCUCUCCCUUCUUCCCGACAACCUCACGGCAGAGUUCGUCUUCUCAUCGGAUGGUUCAUCUACGUCCAAGUCACCUGCCGUGGACGCCAGCGGCCCACAUGGCGAGCCAAAAGCAUCUCCGCCGCCACCACCAUUUUUCGGUAGCGAUGACCGACCGCACUGGUUGACGAAGCUGGUUCUCCUACAUAUCCUUGGCCCCGACACGAGUGCCUCAUUUUCGACUCGCUCCCCUGAAGAAUAUGUACCCCAAACAUCGCGGACGCAUACCCGUGCGGAGGUCAUAUCCGCCUGGACCCGUGUUGCUGAACUGUCUCGCUCUGUAGGAGACGAAUGCUCAUGGCGUGCAAUCCGAGCUGCUCUCUGCUCACGCCCUGUAGCCCGGCUUGACAAGGCUUGGAGGCGCGUUGACCCUGCUGCGUUGAAUCUUGUCGAGCAGUGGGUAGUGCAAGGUGAGGGCCAGAGCACAGUCGACACGAGGGCGAUUCCAUGGGGAGGCGAUACGAGGGAGCGAAUUCGGACGGCAUUGGAGAGAGCAAAGAUAGGGGAAGAAGGGUCGACAGAGUGGGCUGUUAGUGGUCUGAAGGAGGCUAGAGAUGUGUUCGAGGGUUUCAGGACUAAUUUCUCGCUUUGUCCGAGGAAGGUGGACCCAUCGGCUGAGGAGAAGGGAGAGGAGAUCAGUACGCUCAUACGCGGGUGGCAGGAGCUAUAUUCGACGGGUGGUGGGAUUGGGAGUAUCGCUUCUCAAUUUCAACAUGUCGAUCAGUUCAUGUCGCUAUCACUGGCUGCCGAGUCUCGACACAAAGGUCUCUACGAAACACAAUUCUGGACUCGAGCUUCCUCAUCAACGGGACCAACCCUUCAAUAUUUGGCCCCAUUACUGUUCCCGGAACCUCUUCCCGCUAUUUCGUUCAUCAAUCGCGGUGACGUCCUUCGGAUCCGCGCAGACGGUGGCCCAUCUCAAGCACAGCUCAAUGUACAAGAACUCCAGUUUUUACGCAAAGCAUCUGGCAAUCCACGGCUCAGCCUGAGUUCGACACGCGGGAAGGAAUCGUUCAGUUUCCCGGAGCUUGGGGGAACCGUGAUCCCGCUGUUCAACGGCGAGCUCUUCUGCCUCGUCCAACCAGGUGGUAGCGAGAGGUCACUAUCCCGACCCUCAUCUCGUGCCCAUUCGCGGCCGCCAGGUUCAAGACCACCCAGCGGUAUCAUCGAGAAUGGUUUACCCUCGGAAAAGCCCAUCGGUCGAGUACCGUCGAUCCGGGUGAAGUCUGGGGCAUCAUCAGGGCUUGACCGGAAGGCCAGUCUGGCGCGUCGGAAUUCGUUACCCACGCUCUCUCAGAGGAGCAGCGUCGUUAUUCCGGAGCACCCACCGGAUAGUGUGGUACGCGUCGUUAUACAGGCCGGGACGAUGGAUCGUUUGGUGGAGGUUCUCGCGCAUGGUUUACCUGGCGUCACGGUGUCAAUCGCGGACGAUAAUGGAGAGAUGCCGCUGAGGGAGGGCAAGCAGAGAGAGAUCAGGAUGGACAAGGCGGAGUUCUCAUUGGUGUGGUGGAAGGUGUUCAGGAGUUUCAUCACGCCAGCAAACUUCUUCGAGGCCCUUCAGAAACGGUUUACAAAAGCCAGGAGUAACUCUUUCGACCUCGCCCAAGCUGCUACGGUCCGUGAAGAGAUUCUGGAUGUUAUUGGCGACUGGCUACAGAACGGCGGAGGUGCACAAGACAUCUUGGACAAUACAACACUUUACCAUGCUGUCGAAUCCUUCCUGACCGGCGCCACUGACCUCAUCAAGCCACGAACGCCGUUGAAGGACGAUGCCAACGCCACUCAAGCAUACGUCAGCCUCAAGGAGACCCUCGCCACUUUGACUGCUCUCUUUCUAUCUCAGACCAUGCGGCCAUCUGUACGCCCUCUGUUCUCGCAGGAGACUGGUCCUACCACAACGGAAUCCCAAAACUUCGGCCCCGAUGCUCCUGACCUCGACGCUAUCCAACCAGAGGCGUUGGUCAACAACCUGGACGCUAUGGCCGCAGCUGCUUUCCGCAAUAUCACCGAAGAGGAUUUGUUCAUUGCUGCUGAUCUCCUCGAAGUCCAGGCCGCCGAUCGUCUCGGGUGGCUUACCGGGCGAGAAGGCAGUACUACCAGCGACGAUGUCGACCUUCAGACGAUAUACUCGCAUCUAACGGAGAUCGAACCGUCUAGCCUCAUCGCUGAGAUCACACAAGAAUCCCUGUUCCGGCUACUUCCUCCCGGCAUUCGCAGCUGCCUUCGUGCUCACCAUGUCCUCCGAAAAUGGGUCAUAUCGAAACUCGUAGCCCCGCGCCUUGGCCUCCAGGCUCGACAAUUCCGUAUGGAGCUUAUACUUCAGGCCAUAGAGAUAUGCCGGAAUAGGAGCACCUCUUCAUCAUCCACCCUGCCGCUCUCCGAACGCCCUUGUGUCCGCUCCUUCGUCGAAGGUGUGUUGACAUCUGCAAUUGUCAGCGUGGAGAGUCGAGCACAUCAACGAGCGUGGUUAAACGUGGCGAACAAUCGACGGGUCACAUUUGAUAGCGUCGUCUCGCUCUUAUCGAACCCCGUCUGUCUACCAUCACCGGUCAAACGCCCUCUGACGACGGACAUCGGUUGGACCCUGGAACGCCUGCUUGAAAUGAUCAGUCUCCCUGAUACUCUCCAGCCGCCUGUGCCAGAAGGGGAGCUACUUGUCAGCUUCGAGAAGCGGAGACACAUUUGCUACCUUAUCACCAGCUUCCCUUCGUUCUACACGACGUUGCGGAAUCCUGGGGGACGGGAUGUCGACCUACGGGAUUUCGAACGGCUCAGCAACAUCGAGAAGGAAGUGCAUGCUGUCCACUUGGAUCUUCGCGCCAUCAAGGACGACGCCUAUCGCGAAGCAAUUCAGAUUCAACCAAACAAACGCGUCCAACGGCCGUUCCAGAAACUGAUUUCUCUGCAACACGAGAAGAAUAAGCGGGAUCGGACCCUACGAGAUCGCUUUACGAAGGAACGCAAGAUGGAGCAGCUACGGAAUGACAGACGGGACGAUUACUUUUCCAAGGCUAUUCCCUCACGGAGACCGUCUGCCGGAACCAAGCAGCAUCGACCAAAGAAGAGUUCGGGUACCUUUUUCCAGCAGCUCAUGCGUCCUAUCUCCAGCGCAUUUUCAUUGGACAACGUUGAUACGGGCACUGGGGAGAAGCGUACCGCCGCUGAGCUCGACUUCGUGCCUUCUGGGAAGCCAGCUUUGGUUCUCAGUGUGGCCGAAGCAAAGGUGACGCAGUACAUGAACUACGAGCGCUCGUUCACGUUCCAGCUGGACACGGAGGAUGGAGGCAACUACCUUCUCCAAACGGCGACCAGGGCGGAGAUGCUGAAAUGGAUUCAGACCAUUGACCGAGUCUCGAAGACUGCAGCGAAGCGGAGGCUGACGUACCUCGGGAACUCCCCAAAACCUCAGCUUUCGGACCACAUUCAAGACCGGUCAAACGUUGGGGCAAGGGAUCCAAACGCUGUUUUCGGUGUCGAUCUCGAGUUCUUGCUGAAGCGGGAAGCGCCAGACGGCGUUGUGAUCCCUGGCGCUCUCCCCUCAAUGAUCGAGAAUUGCCUCGCCAUCGUCGAACGCCGUGGUUUGAGUGAAGUCGGCAUUUACCGCAUAGCCGGUGCGAACUCAGAGGUUAAGGAGCUCAAAGACGCUCUCAACCGAGGUGAAUGGCCGAUCACCGAGUCAACAGAUAUCUAUGCUGUUUGCGACCUCAUCAAAUCAUGGUUCCGUGUACUACCCGAACCAGUCUUCCCACCUUACUCCUACCACGAUGUCAUUGAGGCCAUGAAAAUCGAAGAUUUCAAUGCUCGGCUCGAGAGGAUAAGGACAGUUGUCCAAGCCCUUCCGACACACAAUUUCUAUUUGCUAAAGCGUGUAGUCGAACACCUUGACAAAGUCACCGAUUAUGAGGAACACAAUCAGAUGACGUCGGACGCGUUAGCUAUUGUGUUCAGCCCGAACCUUCUGCGCGCCCCUCAUAACGACUUUGUCAUGAUUAUGGCUAACAUGCCAUACACGAACAAGCUUGUGAAGGCACUAGUCACCCAUUUCCAUACCAUAUUUGACGAGGCAGACCCAGAGGCUGAAGUCGAUCAGGAGGAAGACGAAGAAGACGACUUCGACGACCCUAUACCCGAGGAGGAAGAGGAGCUCGAAACAGAAUUCAUGCCCUCUCCGUCCACCAGUUACCCCGAUACUCAAAAUUCAGUUACCCCGCCUAAUGCAUAA
Messenger RNA from Stereum hirsutum FP-91666 SS1, 6474 nucleotides. RefSeq lists its product as uncharacterized. Gene Ontology annotation, cellular component: cytoplasm. The transcript has 12 exons. Lineage: Eukaryota; Fungi; Basidiomycota; Agaricomycetes; Russulales; Stereaceae. The record is from RefSeq and is a predicted model, not a curated record. The coding region runs from base 1 to 6474 and encodes 2157 amino acids. Gene Ontology annotation, biological process: regulation of GTPase activity; small GTPase-mediated signal transduction. Gene Ontology annotation, molecular function: guanyl-nucleotide exchange factor activity.